Messenger RNA from Cherax quadricarinatus, 1814 nucleotides. NCBI's taxonomy places the organism in Eukaryota, Metazoa, Arthropoda, Malacostraca, Decapoda, Parastacidae. The record is from RefSeq and is a predicted model, not a curated record.
AGUUGUUGUGGGUAGUUUAACAAGGUUUUAUCGAAAGUUUAUUUAAAACAUUUCACAUUAUACGUUUUAUUUCCAGCGUCCUCCGUCACCCAACUAGUAUAAUUGUAGUUUUCAAACGGCUAAAAUCUAUUUUUUUCUUUGGAAAUGACUUUUGGAAAGUGUUGGUAAUCCACAUUUUAGUUGUUGCCAGUCGUAUGGCAACUGUGUCUGCUCGUGGUAGAUCAGUUCGUGACUCUGCUGUCUCCUCUGCGCCCAGAUCUACUCUAGGCUCAUUUCCAGGAUUUUCCUCCCAGAGAGAUGAAACGGAAGCAAUAACUGUUACUGGACAAGACACACCACCACCACCGGGUAUCAGUGUUACCCCAGGUUCCUGCCCCAGUUGUAAGGUUGGUGACCUUCACAAUGUGUAUCCCACCUGUGGUAUAUGUGCAGCCAUCUGUCUCUUUCCCCUGGGACUGGCAGUACCUUACCUGCUACGUGGGCAACGAUGUGACGUCUGUGGCUACGUGGCUGGAAGGUAGAAGACACAAGUCAUCUAGGAAGACCUUAUUUCUAAUUAGUUUUUAACAGUUUGAGGUACUGGAAAGUAUUCUGAAAAUACCUUAAUUUUUUUUUCUAUGGGCUGGCUACAUGGGUGAAGGUAUCUUUAUUUAAUGAUUUUAAGUUUUUUUACUGUGUACAUUUAAGUUUUAUAACUAAGUUUUUAAAUGUUUUUUUUCUUCCUUACACUGAUAGUCUGACUUAAAUUUAGACUUGUAAACUGUUUUAAAAACCGGUCGAGCUGCCAUCCCUUGGACCAAAGCUGAAUACCAUUUGCACUCGUCACUGAGUUUGGUGCCCUGGCAAAGGGCUACAGAUUUCAGGAACCUCGCCUCUUUAUUGGGAGGGGGGGGGGGUCUCCUUAUCCAGGUAAAAGGCUUUUGGUCUGAAGAAUUGGACCAUUCUCCAACUAGACCUAAUUGCUCUGCUCUCCCCCAUUCACUACCCCCGUCCCUCCCCUCUCAUUCUUCUCCUUUCCUACUUUUGGAUUAUAGGGUCAUCGCCUAUGAAGGUGAAGUGUUUGCUGUGGAAUCUGGAUCAUCCAGGGAAGUCAGUCACCCGCCAGAGUUCCGGGAGAUGGUAAGUGUUCUUAGGGUGACUGAUGCGCCUCUGGAGGCAGCCUAUCUAGAUCCCUUUCAUUCCUCCUGGGAGCUAUUUCUCCUCAUUCCCCAUCCCCUUUUUUUAAAUAAAGGGGAAAUUUUCCACGAAGGCCCAUAACCUGCCUCCUCGCGGGCUCUUUCCUGCAGCACCCUUUACAUACCCUGACACUUUCAGACCUUUCUUUGGACCUCUCUUCUAAACAGACCUUCUCCAGGUAAUAAGGUUCUGCUACCCUCUGGUACAGCAGUUUCGACUGAACCUUUAGAAACUUGACAUCCGUGCUGCUUUGACUGUGAUCCUGGCUUCUCCACAUAGUGCAUCUAUUUUCGGAUCGUACGCAACUUUGUAUGGUCCGCAUCUAACGUUCCAUCCAAACAACAUCGACCUGUCACCGAUGAUUUACCUCAGUUUCUUCUUAUGCUUCUAAGAAACUUCCAACUAAGCAAUUCCUUCCCUUAUGAUCCAUUUCUAAGUCCAUGGAGAAAAUUCUCUAUGCUCCAACUAGUUUACACUACUGACAAUCUUUCCGACCACAGCAUCAGCAAUGCAUCCUUCGCCAUGUUGGGCACAACAUUCCCUUCCCCUUUCUUAAGAGGUAUGGAAGGGCGAACACGUUGUCACGGUUCACAAUGCAGAACUGUUUUUAAUUUGAUGUUGGAAAUAUAAACACUCAA